Molecule: messenger RNA, 3314 nt
Organism: Sabethes cyaneus
Lineage: Eukaryota; Metazoa; Arthropoda; Insecta; Diptera; Culicidae
Product: solute carrier family 12 member 8
Exons: 5
Coding region: 453-2579 (708 amino acids)
Biological process (GO): chloride ion homeostasis; chloride transmembrane transport; potassium ion homeostasis
Cellular component (GO): membrane
Molecular function (GO): potassium:chloride symporter activity
Source: RefSeq, a predicted model, not a curated record
CCAAAAAGUUUGCAGCUGGACUUUGUUGCCGUCACGAGAAUCAAGUAAAAAGAAAUCAUUUUUUGUUGUUUUAUAGUAGUGUAACUGGUUAAAAACCAGCGGGUUUUCCCGAGACGCGUAUGCAAAACUCUUAUCAGGUGCGCAGUGAAGUAAAACCCUCACCUGUAUAGAUCAAUACGUGGCUAGAAGAAAGUGCUGUUAGGAAAUGUUUUAACAUGACAUCACGACAUUUACUGUAGAUCGAUGAUGAUGACGAUAAUGAUAAAUACAUGAAGUGUAUGCGGUGCACUUGUCCAUCGAGAUUUGAGAAGAAAAUUUCUGUUUAUGUUUUUGAUACUAAGUGAAACAACCGUGAAACUGCUAAGUGAAAUUUAAAAUUAGCAAAAGUAAGUUUUCGGACGAAAGGACGUUUACCAUUAGUCACCAGGCAUACUGUUCGCAAUUACCGAAUAAUGCCGGAUAACACCAAUCGAAGCACGGUUGAUUGGUCUAGAUACGGGUUGGGGAAUGAUGAUUCAUCCCCAACGGAGCGGACAAGAACGCGAGGUCACACAGGUGGUUUCGUUGACCUUGGAAACGAAUACGACUACGGCGCCGGAGGACAUCACGCAUCAGGACGAGAUGAAAUUUUUGCCGAAGACCAAGGAGAAAAACCUUGGUGGAGAAGUAACUUUUUCAUUUCACAGCCAGUGCUGUUCGGAACAUGGGAUGGAGUGUUUACGUCCUGUUUGAUCAACAUAUUUGGUGUAAUUGUUUUCUUACGUUCCGGAUGGAUCGUGGCGGAAGCCGGUAUCAUGCAUGCGGUACUGAUAAUCUUUUGCGCGGUAGCAAUUGCGCUGGUAUCCGUUCUGUCUGCCGUUGGAAUCUGCGAACGAUGUCGAGUGGAAAGCGGUGGUGUUUAUUUUUUAAUUGCGCACACUCUUGGUUCCAGAUUCGGCGGUUCGCUAGGAUUGUUGUACUGUUUUGGACAAGCAGUGGGCUGUGCGUUGAACGUACUCGGUUUCGGCGAAUCUAUGGCUGGUCUUGUUGGGCUGGAAGGAAACAAGUGGGCCAUUCGCUCUUUCGCGAUUGCCGCCGUGCUGCUGCUUGGAGUUAUAAAUGUAGCAGGAGUGAAAUGGGUUGUGAAGCUGCAGUUUGCUUUGCUGAUUAUCUUGCUCAUAUCGGCUCUUAAUUUUAUGGUUGGAAGUUUCACCGGAGAGGAUCCUGAGCAUGGAUUUGAUGGAUGGGGCCACGGAAACAUGGCGCUUAACCUGUGGCCUGAAUAUAGUUCAGGGACAAGUUGGUUUACAGUCUUUGGAGUGUUCUUUCCAACCAUUACGGGUAUUUUAUCCGGCAUAAAUAUGAGCGGAGAUUUGCGUGCACCGUCAACAGAUAUACCGAACGGAACACUCGCUGCUCUAAGCACGUCUACUUUCUUAUAUAUGGUGUUUAUACUGUUUCUUGGAGCGACUUGUCAAAGAGCUCAUCUUCUAACGGACUUCAUGAUCGCGGCUAAAGUGUCGGCGAUUCCUUUCCUUCUACUUGCUGGUAUUUACGUUUCGAGUAUGUCUUCUUGCCUGGGUGCCAUGUAUGGCACGCCCCGAGUGUUACAAAGUAUUGCAAAUGAGAAUGUAAUUCCCGGAAUCGGUAAGCUUGGUAUGGGUCGCGGUCCGAACAAAGUUCCCCUCUAUGCUAUGGCUGUCGUGGCUUCAGUCACUACUGCAUUUAUCAUCGUCGGUGAUAUAAACACGUUAGCUCCGAUUGUUACAAUGCCUUUCUUGCUGACAUACGCAUGCAUUGACUAUUCGUACUUUGCGUUGGCACAAACUUUUGACCUACAGAACGCUCGAGAGGAACGGUUCCGAAUACAAGCGCAGAGUCCAUUGUACGAAACAAGAAAUUAUGGUGCAGCGGGAGACUACCAUGACAAUAAUGAUUUGGACCAAUUGUUUCCGGAGAGAACCAGACACAAGAAUCUAUCGAGCCCUGCCAACUCUCCUCAUCAUGUGCCUUCAACAACUGCCAAAGCUGAGCCCACUGCAAACGGGACAGCUGGCAGCAGCAGUUAUCCAAACGGUGGACUGUCCAACAGUACGUCUAUCAACAGUGAGGUGAUUUUUCGCGACGGAACCAACAGCACGGGUACUAACUCGCUAGACCAAGCUGACGAUGAACCGAUUGCUCCUAUUCGUCCUCCGAUUCACUCCAAGACGAAAAACUGGUACUCUGGUUUUUGUAAUCGAUGGGCUUCCCUGUUGGGGGCGGGCAUCAAGGUGUUUGUGAUGAUGCUUGUAAACUGGGUAUUUGCCCUAAUUUGUAUGGUCACCGUAUUUGUAGUAUGGUUCUACGUAGGAACCGCGAAUCCUGCCGUCAAACCUGGGUUAGCUCACGAGUUCCGGUUUUUCGUUUGGUUAAAGAAUGGCGUCUUCAGAUGCUUUGGAAAACGAGUUCAUGAUUAUGAGCAGGUAGUGGUGACGCCAUCAUGUCCAAACGUUCCUUUGGCGGCCGCUCAACUAAACGAAGAGAACGAAGACUUUGCCUCGCGACGACGAUACCAUCAAUCAGCUGUGGUCCACGGACACUACGUAGACGACGUGUGAACGCCAAACAACCGAUUAGCCUGCUUUACUCAGUUGCAAAACAACAAACAACUGUUCAACACACGUAACAUACCGAAAAUAUUUUUUUUCUGCAGUAGUUAGAAAGAUAGGAACAAUAUUUGUACAUUUAUAAAUAGAUACAGAACAAAAAUUUGUCAGUUGACCACCAAAGCGAACCAAUAGUCUGAAGCGACAACUUAAGUAAAAAGUAUUUGAAGCAAAAUCAAAAAAUCGAUAAGAAAACUUUUUUUUAUAAUUACAAAAAUUACGCGCAAUCUUUAAGCAAUAAGUGUGAGAUAUUGGUCAAGUACCGCCGUCGAGUCGUUUAACGUUCUGCUAUUGUAAAUACCGUAUUUUUCCUAGUAACGUCUUAAUUUACGAUUAAAGUUUAUUUAUCGAGAUGACACUUAUUCAAACUACUACUUUACGUACCACUAACUACUACUGAUACCAGUGUACUAAAGAUUUGUUGAGAUUUGCAGCCGGAUUAAUAAUUUAUAACCUGAAAUAGUUUCAUAAGCGCAUAUCUGUAAUACACUUAAGUGUUAAUAGCAUCUAAGAGAACCAACUGUGUAAUACACUUAUACAAUAAUGUACGUCCUCAGCAUUUAGCAAACAUCAUAUGAUUAUUUUAUCUCCGAUAAUUACGUUUCGUAUCGGUUACGGUAUUAAAUGCAAUUAUUUCUUCUAGCUUUCUUGUUCCUUAUUCCUAUCAAUUUUUGUCAUUCCUUUUUA